Beauveria bassiana ARSEF 2860 is the source of this 720-nucleotide messenger RNA. RefSeq lists its product as uncharacterized. The transcript has a single exon. The record is from RefSeq and is a predicted model, not a curated record. Lineage: Eukaryota; Fungi; Ascomycota; Sordariomycetes; Hypocreales; Cordycipitaceae. Bases 1 to 720 code for a protein of 239 amino acids.
AUGGCUAGUGACAAAACGUCCUGGGAUUACCUGCCUCCCGAGAUUCGGAACGAGAUUGUUCAUCUCCUGCCAAUACUCGGCGGCAAGUGCAGUCAGCUCGCGACCGUUUGCAAAGCUUGGCAAUCAAUCAUCGAGCCGCUCAACUUUGCCGAGAUCACCCUGACGGUACCGCGCCUUACCGAACUCGAUUCCCGAGCUGUUCUCUUUCGAAAGAGACACCAAAUUCGUUACAUCUGUUUUCAUGUGGAGUUGGACUUCGACCACAGAUUCAGUGCACUCACUGACCAGGACCCUUGGACGUCGCACGACCCCGACGAUGAAUUCAUGGCGGAUGCGUUUGAAAGACUGUUCACGACGCUGAACAAAUGGGAGCCUUGCGGUGACUUGACUCUCGAUAUAAGUGUCUACUUCCCCGGUGACAUCCAGCACUGGUUCAAGCACUUUAGAUUCUGCCCGGACACCAGCCUAGCGGAGUGCCCGUCUCGCCACGGACAAGAACAAGGAACCACCCUGCAUGACGCGGUCCAUGGCUGGGUUGCCGAAACCUUCGAUGGGCCUUGUCCAGAACGAUGGUGGCCGACCCCGGAAGUAAGCCAGAAACUUGCCCGCGCCAGUCUGUUCCUUACGAGGCUAUCCGGCUCUUUCAUGGCCGACGCCGGUCACUUCUCUGCUGCGCAUCGGGAUCUAUGGACGUGGACGCAUCUCACUCCAUUUUGGUAG